UUGGUUUUGCCAGUUUUUACGGUCUGUGCGCUGCGACUCCAGCACAUUCGAGCAAUGAUUGGAGUACUUUGUCCUCGGUUUUGAGUAUUUCCUUGCUAGCCAUCGGAGCUAAUUCGUGCCUGUGUAUGCGGUACAUCGAAGAUAUACGAGUGCAGUUCCUUUCGUCGUUACCGGUUAUAUGUAAUUAAGAGAACCAUGGCCCCGAACAUGAGAACUGAUGUUAUUUUGCUGGAAGGAAUGACAUGUCCAGUUUGCGUUGAAAUAAUCAACAAGAAGCUGGUGAACCUGAGCGGUGUUGAAACUGUUCACGUGGAUCUGGACGAAAAUGAAGCCGUCGUCAAGUAUGAUCCAAGCGAGGUAACCCUGCGUGAGAUCACCCGAGCAGUUAUAGAGAGUGGCUUCAAUGCACGCACCAAGAAUUCGUGUCCAAGCCUUGAAGACAUCACACUUCUCAUUGGUGGCAUGAUGUGCAACGACUGUGUUGGCAAAGUGACGGCAAAUGUUGCACAAAUCAAAGGAGUUUGUCGUGUUGAUGUUUCCUUGGAUAAGGGCAGAGCCAAUGUUACAUUUGAAACAACUCAAACCGACCCUCUUGCUAUUCAGUCUACGGUAAACAACCUUGGCUUUGUUGUGACUCUCCCUGAAAGUAUUCAGCCAUCAUCUGUCACUCUUUCUGUUGAAGGUGUUGCUUGCAACCUGUGUGUUACAUCAGUUGAACGAGUGCUAUUAGCAAAACCAGGAGUAAAAACGGUUUCCGUGUCAAUUGAAGAGCAGAAAAUGCUAGUUGAAUUCUGCAGCUAUGAAGUGAGAGCAUACGACCUGUGUCGAGCUGUAUGCAAUGCAGGGUACUCGGCAACGAUCAUCAGUGAACAAGGACCUCCAGACCUUGUUUCAUCAUUGUUCAGCAUCACAGGCAUGACAUGUAUGUCGUGUGUGGCCUCCCUAGAAGGACUGUUGUCUCGAACUGAAGGAGUUGAAGGUGUCAAGGUGUCUCUCCAAGAAGGUACGGCUGCCGUCGUCUAUGUCUCAUCAUUAUUGACAAGCCAAAAAAUUGUGGAAAUUAUCAGCGACUCUGGUUAUGGCUGUCAGAUCAAGGAGCAGACUCGAAAAGGCUCCAUAGCAUCAGAGGAAACACCACUUCUUGAAGUACAGUUUAGCAAAACUGCAUCAUGUUUGUCUGUUUCCUCCUUAGACAAUGGUUCAAGGAAAUUUUCAUCAGUGGAGAACAAAUUGCAAUUAGCUCCAACAUCAAAAAUCUCAUCAGAUUCUGCGUGUAACAAAGAUGUGCCUUUGCAAAAAUGCCAUCUUUAUGUUAGAGGCAUGACGUGUGCUUCCUGUGUGUCAGCUGUUGAGAAGAACCUUCUAAAGCUAAAUGGUGUAGCCCAGGCACUUGUCAGUCUUCUGUCAGAAAGAGCAGAAGUGAAGUAUGAUCCUGAGAAAGUUACACCUAUGCAGCUUUCACAAGUGACGACUGAUCUUGGUUAUGAUUCGUCAAUCAUAGAAACAGCUGAACUACAGCCAGGAGAAAUUGAUCUUUCGAUCAAAGGCAUGACGUGUGCCUCUUGUGUUUCUUCCAUCGAAUCUAACCUCUUGAAGCGACCAGGUGUGACAAAAGCAUCUAUCAGCCUUGCCACGCAAAGGGGCCAUUUUGAGUUUGACACAGAACUCAUUGGGCCACGGAGGCUUAUCCAAGCUAUAGAGGAGCUGGGGUUUGAAGCAUCUCCUGCGACUGUCAACAAGCUUGAUGUAGACCAUCUAACUCAUGUUGCUGAAAUUAGAAAAUGGCGCCGUGCCUUUUUAAUUUCUCUGAUUUGUGGCAUUCCUACCAUGGUUGUGAUGGUUUACUUUAUGGCCUUUGCUGACAUAGGCAAUCAUUGCUGCCUUAUUCCAGGGCUAUCCUUGGAAAAUCUUCUUUUGUUUAUUUUUGCAUCACCAGUUCAGUUUCUGGGUGGGCGACACUUCUAUUUGCCAGCAUUUAGGGCCCUGCGGCACGGCAUGGCAAACAUGGACGUAUUGGUGAUGUUGGCAACCAAUGUGUCCUACCUGUACAGCGUUAUCAUUCUUCUCUACUUUGUGGCCACUCGAUCUGAUCGCAGCCCUACCACAUUUUUUGACACUGUACCCAUGCUCAUUGUCUUCCUUUGCCUCGGCCGCUGGCUUGAGCACCUUGCCAAGCGACACACUUCAGAUGCUUUGACGAAGCUAAUAUCAUUGCAAGCCACUGAAGCUAAUUUGUUAACUGUUAAUGAAGAUGGUGAUGUAUUGUCUGAGAAGAAAAUUGACGUGAAUCUGAUACAGAGGAAUGACAUGAUAAAGGUUCUUCCAGGGGAAAGGAUACCUGUAGAUGGCAAGGUUAGCGGGGGAUCAUCAAAUGUUAAUGAAGCUCACAUCACAGGUGAACCACUCCCUGUAUUCAAAACAGUUGAUUCCAAUGUCAUGGCAGGUUCAGUGAAUGAAAAUGGAGUUCUAGUCAUUCGUGCAACUCAUGUUGGCAAAGACACAACCUUGGCUCAAAUUGUACGUCUUGUUGAGGAAGCACAGUCAUCUAAGGCACCUAUUCAGCAGCUGGCUGACAAAAUUGCAGGCUACUUUGUUCCAGCUGUUGUAAUCCUCUCAAUUUUGACUUUGGUUGUGUGGCUUAUCCUGGGUUUUAUUAGGACAGAUCUAGUCAACAACUACUAUAGCAAGACACAAGACAUGCCCGAAACUGAAGAGAUCAUCCAGUUUGCAUUCCAGUGUGCGCUGACAGUAUUAUCAAUUGCCUGCCCAUGUGCUUUGGGCCUAGCCACACCAACUGCCGUUAUGGUAGGAACAGGAGUUGGUGCCACAAAUGGCAUUCUAAUUAAAGGGGCCGAGCCACUGGAAGCCAUUUGCAAGGUCGCAUGCUUUGCAUUUGACAAGACUGGCACAAUCACAAAGGGGGCACCUGUAUUGGUAUAUGCUGGUGUGAUGACACACGUUAAGGCCCUCACAUUAAAUGUCUUGAUGGCCAUUGUGGGGACUGCAGAGGCAAGUAGCGAGCACCCAAUUGCAAAAGCCAUCUCAGACUACGCUAAGCAGUUUUUGGAGACAGGCAUACUUGGAAGCUGUGAAAGCUUUGAGGCAAUCCCUGGCUUUGGUCUGUCUUGCAAAGUUGGAAGUGUGGGCAGCAUACUGAAGAAUGCACCAAAGUAUGUGGAUAGUCAUUGUAUAGAAAUUCAGUACAUUGGAGAAGUGAAUCAAGAAAGAAAUGAGCAAGAAAAAUGGGACAAUACAUAUGACGUGCUUGUUGGCAAUCGAGAAUGGAUGAAGAACAACUCUGUUGAAGUGUCAUCGUCUGUUGACAGCUUGAUGGCCAGGAGAGAAAUGCUAGGACAGACAGUUAUUUUGUGUGCCAUAAAUGGUGUUCUUGCAGGUAUACUUGCUGUGUCCGACACACUCAAGCCCGAGUCCAAAGCCACUGUGAGCAAGCUGAAAGAGAUGGGAUUUAAGGUUGUUCUUUUGACUGGAGACAAUGCUCAGACUGCCUCAGCCAUUGCAGAGCAGGUUGGCAUUGAUGAGGUGUUUGCUCAAGUCUUGCCCUCCCACAAAGCAGAGAAAAUUAAAUCACUGCAGAAUGAAGGUUUCAAGGUCGCCAUGGUUGGUGAUGGCAUCAAUGACUCACCUGCCUUAGUUAAGGCUGAUGUUGGCAUUGCCCUCUCAGACGGCACAGAUGUGGCUAUUGAAGCUGCAGACUUGGUUUUGAUUCGGAACAAUCUCUAUGAUGUGGUGGGUGCUGUGGACCUUUCGAGGAAGACUGUGCAAAGAAUUCGAAUGAAUUUUUUUCUUGCUAGCAUCUACAACCUUGUGGGCAUUCCUCUUGCAGCAGGUAUCUUCAUGCCUUUUGGUGUUGCCUUGUUGCCAUGGAUGGGAGCAGCUGCUAUGGCACUGUCCUCUGUUUCAGUUGUCACAUCAUCAUUACUCCUGUACCUGUAUCAAAAGCCUAUUAUGGCCAAAUCAGGUUGCCCAAGUGAGCCAAAAGGAUCACAAGACAUGGAGCUUGCUGAGCACACUGCACAAGGAAAUGUGGCCAAAAUUGCCAGUGUCCAAGGAUCACCACUGAGAGACUCAAUUUUGCCAGAAGUCUGUAUUCAGCAAGAACUUGAAGGAUUGUGCACUGAUAAUGUGCCGCAAUUACUUUGAAUCCUGCCAAGCAGUCUUUUUCUGUUUUUUUUCCAUCCCCUUUCUUCUCUUGCCCAUCAUGUAAAAAGCAGCACUAGCUGUAUUUCAUAGAAUUUGUACUUACAAAGUGUGCACAUUCGUUUUUCCUGGUUUUACUAUAGACAUGCAUCAACAUUGCAGUUUGCCGUGUUUUGAUACCAAAGCGCCAGUUUCUAAGUAUUGAUUCUCUCGGAGAAAAUGUGCUAGCUGGCAAAGCUGCUCUUGUAAUUUACAGGGUAUACUAGAAAGUGCAGAAUUCUUGUAUAUCAUGCAGGGUUUUUUGAUUACACGAGCUUGCCUGCUGUUGUUACAUGAGAAACUAAAGAUGUCUAAUUUUUAGCUAUACAUACUAAUUUUUAGCUAUACAGUACUCUCAUUAAACAAAAUUUGAAGGUACCACAAAAAAUAUUUCCGUGUAAAAGGAGUUCUGUUUACUCGGAGAUCAACAAUGAUGGAGAAUCCGAGUAUGGAACCAAUUGUGCUGGAGGCAGUGGUUCCAUUUAAGCAGCAGUUCCGUUUAACAGAUACCUGUUUGUCGGGAGUUUACUGUACUCAGUUACAACCUAAGAAAAAUGCCAGCUUAGCUCAUAGCCAUUGCUGCCCCUCCCUCAGAGAAUUCCUGUGAAUUCUCAGCGAGAGAUUCUUUGUGGGAAAUGGCACAUUCAAUAGUGCUUACUCGUUUCCGUGAUAUCAGGCACUUCUCUGGAGUUUCAGGUAGUUGACUAUAAUAGACACACAUCUAUGUGCUGCUGGUUUCAGAUUGAACACGUAGACAUCAUGGCAUACUUUUUCGGGGACUCUUACAUCAUUGCUCGGCUAAACUUGAUAUUUUAACUAUUAGAGCAAUUUCAUACCUUCCUACCUGAAAUACCUGACCACCUGGCAUACCUGACCUUCAUACCUGGCAGUAUGAAGUCAACACUCAUGUUUUUCGGUCCUCUUCUGUGUGCUUUAAUUUUCGAGCAGUUUAAAAAUGAACCUUAAACUCUGUAUAUGCGUACUAUUCGCAUUAGCCAAGAAAAAGUACUAGUUCAUGUGGAAUAUAGUUCACGUGGAAACCAGUGAGCAUGACUGUCAUUCUAGAAUAUACAUAUUCUAGGCACUAUACGCAAGUGAUGGGCAGGUGCACGCCACAGUUUUGUAGGUGGAGCUGUCAUAUUUUCUUAAGUUGUAACAGAGGAUAGUCAACUUGAAAACUAAUCAUGUAUGACAGUUUGCUUACCUAUACUUGGUGCCAUAUCUUCCUAUUGCAUGCUGGCUUGACUGUGUGUUGCAAAGUAUGUUUAAUCUUGAAGUAAGAUAUAUGCGACAAAUUUUGACUGUAUUUAUCCUUAGUAGUGGUUUCAUCAUAAAAGAGGCUUUACAAAUUGGGAUUUCAGCUAAAGGUGACCCAGUAAAAAAAAUUAAAGUGCUUGUGUUUAGCCAUUCCAACAUUAAAUUCUGUCCCAUAACUUGGUACUGUGCAAACUGUGCAGUGUUCUUUCAUCAAGUCAUCAAAGUAAGUGUGUGAUUUUAAAAAAGUGCCUAUGGUGGCAGUUUUGUGCAGCAGAAGUGUAGUCCUGUGUCCUCGGUCUUGAAAAUAUAUGUUUUGAUGGGGGAGAGUUCUCAAAUAGCAUUUGGGUCACAUUUUUUCUGGGUGCCUUGCGUUACUUUUAUUGAAGAUGAAUGUGCACGGCUCUACUACGUUUAUUCUUCACAAGCUCAGUAGUGUAAGAUUAAAACAAAUGUUUGCUGCUCCAGUCUAAUCAGUUUACCAAAUUCAAAAAAUAGGAACUUGGACUGUUGCAUGUUGAGGCUGUUACCUGAGGAUUGACGGAAUAAAUGUCUUUACCAUCUCAUGGAUCUCAUGGGCAUUCUUGAGCAGCUGAUUUUUCUUCAGUAAUUGUUAAACGGAGAAAAAAUAUUUUUUGUACACUUUACAAAAAAGUCUGCAACACGGCUUUCCUACAGGGUUGUUUUCCAACUAAAAACUCUCAUUCAUCGACUACUUUUCUUACUGUGCUUUUGCCUCUCCCAAUUUCAGUGAACGCACGCGAGUACAACAAAAGGUCCAUUCGAUCCACCCUGCAUUUACUGACUGGUACUGGUUCAUGGUGGUGUCAUCUCGAUGUCGUCGUCAUGAAGGGGAUGUUUCAGCAAGUGCAGUAGAAGUGAUAUGCGUAAACGAAUACAAGAGUGCAGAUGUCGUGCUAGCUCAGUGCUGUUGGUCAGCUGUCUAGCGGGUUGUGGACGCUGUGAUUCAUAAAAAACAAUGCCGCUUAUGUUCAUGGCAUGUGCAAUAACCAGAAAAUGUUCACUGUUGUACCUGUAACAUGUCUCUAAAAUAGGCACGAAUGCUAUUGGCUGUGUUGUCUGCUGCAGUUGUAGCCAUCUUGUGAUGCAUGGACCUCACGAGCAGUUGCAGGGAAUUCGUUAACUAGCCUUGCAUUACAGUUACACCGCAGUGCCGCUGCCACCAUGUCGAACUUGUGAAACGAAUGCCAAAGUGCAGCGCCUCAGUGAAACCAACCGGUUCACGAAGAGCAGGUGGAACAAAUAAACCUAAAAAUUUUUUUUUCUUAAAAAAAAACUUUUUUCACUUCGUAUCGCAUGGUGGACGACAUAGCACCUGCUGUUCGUGAGAAACGGGGGGAAAGGCAAAAACACAAUGAGCUAGAAAUGUAGUCCAUGAACGAGAGUUUUUGGUUGGAAAAUAACCUCACAGAAAAGCCACCUUGCAGAUUUUUGCAAUGUGUCCAUUUAUUGUGAUUUAUAUUGUGUGUACUGAUUGCAAACAGUUCUAGCAUAAUAAAGUCAACAGAGUUGCUUUUUGAGCAUAUAUUAUGUGGCUGUGAUUCACAGUUCCAUAUUAUUACCUGCUGAAUCCCGAAUUCUGAGAUGUCUUCCUGAUUGUACGAUCAUGACCAUGAAUCUCUCAAUAAACUGCCUCAGCCCAAUA
Rhipicephalus microplus (southern cattle tick) is the source of this 7117-nucleotide messenger RNA. RefSeq names its product copper-transporting ATPase 2. Gene Ontology annotation, molecular function: P-type divalent copper transporter activity; ATP hydrolysis activity; copper ion binding. Lineage: Eukaryota; Metazoa; Arthropoda; Arachnida; Ixodida; Ixodidae. The record is from RefSeq and is a predicted model, not a curated record. Gene Ontology annotation, biological process: copper ion export; intracellular copper ion homeostasis; copper ion import. Gene Ontology annotation, cellular component: trans-Golgi network; plasma membrane.